AUGGCACCAGAACAAUGGCAUUUACUCGGUGCUAAUCAAAUGUUUUACAAUACACGUAAUAUUCCAUUAAUGGAACUUUCCGAUCAUUAUCCAGUGUUCGGCUUUUUUAAUUUAAACGAACACCAAUGGCCUGAAAAGCCAUCAGGUACUCUUACAUAUGUGCGGAUAGAAAUUCGUCAAAUGAUAGUUUCGCUUUUUAUUUUAACAAACAAUGGUACACCGCGUCGGCAUCGAUGUUUAAAAUCCGAACAGUUUAUUAUUCUAAUUGAUGGUGAUACGCAAGAAUUUUAUUUAUCAGAUGCAAAAUUUCUUCGAAUGAAAUAUGAAAUGGAACAAGUGAAUCGCUAUUUGAAUAUAAUUCAAAAAGAUAACAAAACAAAAUGUAUACAGACAGAUUCGACAUUUAUCUUAGAAACACUUUUAUCAACAGGAAUUCAUUAUAUUAAGCAGACUUCAUCAUAUCUAUGUUCAUAUACAAUAGAUAGAGAUCAAGCACAAAUAUUUCGAUUGAUUGAAGUUGAGCGAAAAAAUAUUAAUUGUAUUAUAACACAUUGA
Molecule: messenger RNA, 555 nt
Organism: Rotaria socialis
Lineage: Eukaryota; Metazoa; Rotifera; Eurotatoria; Philodinida; Philodinidae
Source: the annotation of a GenBank genome assembly